GAGCAGGACCUCAAACCUGUAGCAUUCGGAAAUCAUGUUAAGUGUACAGCAGAGUAUUAAAACAAAACAUCAGCGUAUGAUUGGAAGGAUCAAUACUUGAAAAUGAUAUUUAGGUUCGAGGAAUGGUUCUUUUAGCAACCAAAAAAAAAAAAAACUUUAAAAAAAAAAUGGGCUGGACCGAGAUGAAUGCAAAACGUCAUUGAUGAAGAUAAGCACCUGUAAAACUCUCAGCUUUGUUUAAAGCACUUCUAUGAACAGUGAGAAAUAAUCUGCAAGUCCACACUGCAUUUUGGAUUUUGUAAAAAAAGACAGGUGUUUUCUGAGAAAGCUGUGAUGCGUUUAUUUAAGUUUAUAUUCACAAUAUACUUUCUGGUAGUUUUUCUGUCAUCGACGUGUGGAAAGAGCAGGAACAAAUUGAAAAGCAAGAAAAACACAUGGCGUUUGAGACUUCUGCGAAAACUCUCGGGACGAUUAUACCCUAAUGUUACACUAUUGAGUUUAAAAAACAAGCACCACAGUUUACCAGGUGAUAACAAAGGUCGCAUACACUUGGAAGAUUCUUCUAGGAAACAUGUCCCGGUGAUACGAUGUGAAGAAAAACGUAAUUCGGAUUUGAUUGCCUGUCCCUCUCCCAAUUCCCGGCGCGAGUUUUACUGCAUCAGUGAGGAUUUAUUGUGUAACGGUAUUAUGGACUGUCCCAACGGAGAAGACGAAAACUUAGUGUCAUGUAUGUUUCACAAAUGGGCAAAUACAUUCUUUAAUUCAAUAUCAUCAUCACUAACAGAUAUGAAAAAACAGAUUAUGAAUCUGGAACGUUCGUUAGGAAAAUUGCAAAGGUUCAAUGAUGGAAAAUAGAACACAGAACUAGAAUGGCGCAUGGAACUUACGACAAACCAAGGAGUCAGAAAUACUACACAGACUGCAUGUGUUCAUUUAUAUGUAAUGGUGCUUCGCGCACAGCAAAUGAUACUGGUUUAUAUGUUCUUGUUUAUUCAAUCAUGGUUUCUAUAUUGGUAUGGUGCAAUUUAUGUCUGUGAAAAAGGUAUUGAGAUUGUAUGAAAUAUAACGGACUUAUACUAAUACGUCUGAAUUUAAGUCCCGUUCACGAUGGAUACAAAGUGCGGAUUUUAUGUGUAUAUAAUUAGUUUACGUUGUCUAAUAGAUAUCUGGGAAUAAAAUGCAAUGACAUUAAA
Messenger RNA from Ostrea edulis (European flat oyster), 1193 nucleotides. RefSeq lists its product as uncharacterized. Gene Ontology annotation, cellular component: terminal bouton. Bases 334 to 855 code for a protein of 173 amino acids. Gene Ontology annotation, molecular function: protein binding; transmembrane receptor protein tyrosine kinase activator activity. Gene Ontology annotation, biological process: positive regulation of MAPK cascade. The transcript is spliced from 4 exons. Lineage: Eukaryota; Metazoa; Mollusca; Bivalvia; Ostreida; Ostreidae. The record is from RefSeq and is a predicted model, not a curated record.